Molecule: messenger RNA, 619 nt
Organism: Lingula anatina
Lineage: Eukaryota; Metazoa; Brachiopoda; Lingulata; Lingulida; Lingulidae
Product: SUN domain-containing ossification factor
Biological process (GO): protein folding in endoplasmic reticulum
Cellular component (GO): cytoplasm; membrane
Source: RefSeq, a predicted model, not a curated record
AAGCAUGCGCAGUACACGUCAUUCCAAAUUGAAAACACCAAUGGCGACUUCCACAUUUCACUUACGAGGGGAAGAAGCUUUAUGUAAAAAAAUUUGCAAAAGGAGAAACAAGUAGAGAAUAAAAAUGAAAAGAGCAAGACACGUGAAGUGGAUACACCUGGCAAUGUUUUGUGUCUUGCAGUUACCACAUUUAGCUGAGCCUGAUACCAAAGUGCAUCAGGUGAAUAUCAAUGAGAUGGCAUCAGAUGUCUCUGCAGGGGCUAGUACUGAGGCACCCAGGGAUGAGACAGCUGGGGGUGGGACAUCUAGGGGUGAGACACCUGAGGGUAAGACAUCCGGGGUUGAGAGUCCUGAGGGUAAGACACCCAGGGGUGAGAGUCCUGAGGGUAAGACACCCAGGGGUGAGAGACUUGAGGGUAAGACACCCAGGGGUGAGACACCCAGGGACGAGACACCUGGAGAUGAGAUGACAUCCUCUCACCCUGUUGAGGCUGAGACAAGUGGCAGAAAGACAUCCACUGGAGAGACAACAACAGUGACACCAGAAACAGUGAUCCAUGUUCCUGAAGAUACUACCAACAGUAACACACAACAAAANGGGUCAUUCUGUAGACCCUGA